ACAGAUCAUCUGUUGUGAGAGAGAAGAGUCAGACUGAUCCACCCUUGAGCUCUGCAGGAAUCUCUCACUGUGUGUCUUCCUCUGCGGGGGGAAGUCCGAUGAUAAAUCAGAAUUUCAUCAGCUCUUUUUACUUCACACACCAGAUGCCUCUCUCAUCUUGACCAAUGGGAUUAGGGUAAAGAGGUGAAAGUUGGGUUUUGUAAAUCUAACCAUGCGUUAAUCCAGACCAUCGAGUCAGCGGAGCAGAGGGAUGUGAGGGACACAGAGCUGGUAAAGUUUGAAAUCGAAAGCCAGAGAAAGGACUUCAUCUGAGAGGAUGACUGUAGUUUGGAUAUUUCUCCUGUUCAUCGAGGAGGGAUUUGCUCUGGCACAGAAGACUAAAGAUGGAGGAGCGGGAUCAAAAGCAGUGAAACCCUCUCAAAGGCCGCAGCGCAAUCGUCACUGUGGAACCUGGGUCCGAAACACAGAGGGGGGCUCCUUCAGCUCCCCCAACUACCCGAACACGUACCCUCCCAACAAGGAGUGCCUUUAUGUGCUGGAAGCCCUGCCCCGUGAGAGAAUAGAGCUCCUGUUUGAUGACUCCUUCUACAUCGAGGCGUCGUUCGAGUGUCGUUUUGACCACAUCGAGGUGAGGGACGGUCCCUUCAGCUUCUCGCCACUCAUCAAUCGUUUCUGCGGCUCCGCCAGCCCCGGACUCGUCCUCUCCAGCGGCCGCUUUAUGUGGAUCCGCUUCUACAGUGACGAAGAGCUGGAGGGGAUCGGCUUCCAGGUCCAGUACACCUUUACUGCAGACCCUGAAUUUCAUCUGCAUGUGGGAGGACUUUUAAAUCCUAUUCCAGAUUGUCAGUUUGAGCUGUCUGGUGCUGACGGCCUGAUCCGUUCCAGUCAGGUGGAUGAGGAGUACAAAGUGAAGCCAGACCAGGCGGUGGACUGCAUCUGGACUAUACGAGCCCCAACAAACAACAGGAUUUACUUACGAUUCCUAGAAUACCAGAUGGAAAACUCCAACGAAUGCAAGAAGAACUUUGUGGCUGUUUAUGACGGCAGUAAUGCCAUUGAGGACCUAAAGGCCAAGUUCUGCAGCACAGUGGCCAACGACAUCAUGCUGGACACUGGUGUGGGAGUGGUGAGGAUGUGGGCCGAUGAAACGAGCCGUCUCAGCCGUUUCCGGAUGCUCUUCACUUCUUUUGCAGACCCUCCAUGUGCGGGCAGUGCGUUCUUCUGCCACAGUAACAUGUGCAUCAACACUUCUCUGGUGUGCAACGGCAUACAGAACUGUGUCUUUCCCUGGGAUGAAAGCAACUGCAAAGAGAAAAAGAGCAAAGGUCUUUUUCACCAGAUCACAAAGACCCACGGAACAAUAAUCUGUGUGUCUACGGGAGUGGUGCUGCUGUUACUCAUCAUCUCCAUCCUGGUGCAAGUCAAACAGCCACGGAAAAAGGUGUUGGUACGUAAGAAUAACCUUUUUCACCGGGGCGACUCCCAGGAAGUGUUUGACCCUCCCCAUUAUGAACUCUUUACUCUCAGAGACAAGGAAAUGUCAGGGGACCUUGGGGAGUUAUCUGAGGAGCUCCAGUCCUUACAGGCGCUCAGGAGAUCGUCCUCGGGCUCCCGCUGCAUACACGAACACCACUGUGGCUCUCAGGCCUCCAUCAACUCCAUCAAAGCCACUCAGGGUGCACACAGCCUGGGCAGGGGGUCCCUGGAGCUCCCCCCUUUCAGAGGCGAAAUUCAGACCACCUUACCUCCCUUCAGGGACUUGAACAGCAGUCUGCGUAAGAAGAGCUGGCCUAGUAUGAAACAAGGCCGAACACAGGGCCAUCACAGCAUCGGGGAUCGAGCGCUGGAUCGGCAGGACAGAGUGAUGGAGGAGGACGAAGAGGACGAGGACGACGGAAGGUACGACGUGUAUGUGCACAGAGCAGGAAGCCGGAGAGGGAACUAUGAAAUGGCUCAGCAAAGAUCCUUGUCCAUGGACUUCUGAAAAGACAAGAGGUCGGUACAGCAAAACAACUUUUCCAAAUCAGUGCCACAAUCUGGGAGAACUCACACAAAUACAGGAGCAGGGAAGAGACUCUUACAUCCAACAGGUCGUAAUGCUGUUUAUUGUUUAAGUGGUCACAUCUUACUGUAAAGCCAAUAGAUUUUGUUGAAGUAUGUUUUAAAUCAAUAUUUUGUGUUCUAAAAGGAUGAGGAAACAUGAUUACCUUAUGACCAAAACAAAAAAUAUCACCUCAGUUGUUUUGUUUAAUCUCUUAUUUACUUGUGUUAAAGAUAAGAAUAAAUAUCAUGAUGUCAUGUGUGCGUCCUGAGAAGUGUGUGUUCGAGAGUCUUUGAAUAGGUGUUGUCAAGCAGGUAGGACCGGUGGAAUGGCCUCUGUCAUUAGGUGAACUCAUCGUGUUAUAUAAUGGGAUUAGGUAACACCUAACCGUCCACUGGCACACCUAUCCUUAUCAAACACUCUAGUCUGUGUUUUUACUUUCUCUCUUUGUUGACUGUAGGCCGACUGAGUAACUGAUGGGUUACCAGAUGUUAACCUUUCUAAUGUGGAGGACCCGACAAACUUAAGAUCAAAGGUUACUGUUGGUGAGCAAAAGAAUAAAAUGUAAUUGGCACUAAGACACGAUGAGUCCCAGGGUUAAACUAGAGUUUCCUUGUGUCUGGUAACAGAGUGUUUAUAAUAAGUUGUAUCCCACUGCUGAGGUCAGUGAAGAUCAGAAUAUGAACCUGGAAUUAGAAAACUGGGAAGAGUCACAUCAAAUUCCCCAGAUGUGUGUAUUACAUAGUUUUUUCCUCACUCAGGCGCAGCUUUGCGAUCAUUCUGCCAAAUGACUUAUAUAACCCAGGAGCUGGAGGACACGAGCGCAUUUAGAAAUCCAGAGUGGUUUCCAGGCCACAGCCUCGCAGUUUAGCCAGCGAGGCUGCAGGGUUCAUCCGUCAUAUUCAGAAAACUCACCGGGCAGAUAAUUAAAGGUAUGCGUACACACAAGCACAUGAACAUGCAGUCCUGCUGCUACAGGACGGGCUCCGCCUCUGACUGAGAACCCUGUUGAUUGAAAUGUAGAGACAAACAAUAAAAGGUGUGAUCUGGUUUGCCAAUAACAAUAUGACCUAUCAACUGGUAAAUACUGUUAUUACUUGCACUGGGGUCAACAAAUGCUUUCUUUCAGGAUCACUGUGCUACACAGUCAUUGUUGUCUAUGAAUAUGCAACAUAUUUCAGGCACAUCGAAUUAUGAAUCUAAAAACGAAAUAGAGUAAAGUUAAUGGGUACAGCCAGAAGCAUAGAUUAAAAAAAAAAAAAAUCAAGUUGCCAUCA
Hippoglossus stenolepis (Pacific halibut) is the source of this 3318-nucleotide messenger RNA. It is a transcript of the gene neto2b, whose product is annotated as neuropilin (NRP) and tolloid (TLL)-like 2b. Bases 317 to 1984 code for a protein of 555 amino acids. Gene Ontology annotation, molecular function: protein binding. The transcript has 12 exons. Lineage: Eukaryota; Metazoa; Chordata; Actinopteri; Pleuronectiformes; Pleuronectidae. The record is from RefSeq and is a predicted model, not a curated record.